Messenger RNA from Pseudomyrmex gracilis, 6664 nucleotides. RefSeq lists its product as uncharacterized. Lineage: Eukaryota; Metazoa; Arthropoda; Insecta; Hymenoptera; Formicidae. The record is from RefSeq and is a predicted model, not a curated record. Bases 640 to 1026 code for a protein of 128 amino acids. The transcript is spliced from 4 exons.
ACAGACGUACGCUGGCAGAACGCGCCUCCCUUGUAAAAGCCGCCCCCUCCCCUCUCGUCGACCCUCUCCUACCGAGUUGUCGGGUACCACCCGUGACACACUCUUAGUCGAUUAAUCGGCGCAGGGGUUUUCACGUACGAGGAGAAAAAAUAAAUAAAUAAAUAAAUAAAUAGAGAUCGUAGGCGCGGACAUCGCGUUAAUUACGCUCUCGCGCGGGAAAUAGAAGUUGAAGUACUUUGAAACAAAAAAGAAGAAGAAAAGACAUUGUUCUCGCGCGCACACCCCAGAUCCGUCGUUCCAGCGAGGGAUCGAUCGGGAUUGAUCCUCGUUGUUGACCGAAAGAGUGGACCAGGUCUACACAGGGGUUUUUUUUAUCAGUGAUCGACAAGCGAUCCAAGGAGAUCGAGCAGAUUUCUGUUCGAGGAUUAAAAAACGAAUCGGUGCACGCAGUGCCUUUUUCUUUCGUGUUUCGUUUCGCGCCGGCCAUCGUCUCGGUCCCGCCCCUUCCGGUUGGCUACGUCGUCGGCCCGAUACCACGCGUAGACGUUCCGAAUAAAAGUGGCUGAGAAGUGACACUUUUCUUCAUUCGUCUCUGCUGCGAGUUACACAUCCCCUUCGAUCCUUCACAGAGCCAACAGCAUGAUUUCGUCUUCGAGGGCUUUCCCGCCGAUUCUCGCUGUGGCGCUCGUCGCCUGCAUCGGUGUCACGCACGGUAUUAGAUGUUACAAAUGCGGACAGUACAACGAGGGAGUUGGUAGCAUUACACCGUGCAUUAAUUACACCGCACACAUGCUGAAGGAAUGUCCACCCUCGGACGAAUGGUGCAUCAAAUACGUCAGCGAAGGAUCGACAGUGCGAGAUUGCGUGUCCCAUUGCGUGGAAAAAGAGGCCUGGAGCACGAGAACGUACUGCUGCCAACAGGACGGCUGCAAUUCCGGCCCGUCGUUGACAGCGUCGAACAGCGCGUUUCUGAUCCUGGCGAUCUCGCUGGCGGUCCUCAUCAUGUGCCGAGGCCUUCGUGGCUAAUACGUCGUCCAGCAGGAGGACGGAGGAUCCGCGCCAAGAGCGUCUCACCGGUGCCGCAUAGGUCCUUCAAUCAUAAAACUUUACACAGGGGGUUUGGGAAGAGGGAACGUAGCACUUGAGACGUUUGCGCCGAAUGAUCGGGAUUUCCUACAAGCGGAUAGAACACGAAUACGUCGAUGGUUGCCGAUAUUUGGUCCUUCGAUUUUUUCGUUCGACUAAAAAAACCUCCCACGUUAUUUGUAUAAAACACUUUCGUGCCGUAUAUGUAUCAACGUGUGCUUUCUCUUUUCCGACGUUAAUUGUCGUUCGAUGAUUAAUUCCAGCGUUUGUAAUCAAAAUCACGAUGAAGUUUGUAGUAAUCAGCGAGUAUUGCGCAAGUCGAUGUGUGUCAUUCACUAAUUGUUGAGAUAAUUGAAAAAAUUCUAUUGACAGCUACCAUAAGCUGGGAAAAUCGCGUUGAUGUGCUGUGUUCACCUGUUGCUUUUGUCAAUCAUCAGGUUGAUUGAUUUUCGUUUUAUUAUUAUAGCGCCGGAGAGUGUAACGUUUUCUGCAAGUUAACAUCUCAUAGAUAUAGCUACUAUUCAUAUAGUUACUUCGAUUAUAUAGUAAACAUUUCUCUCCGCGCGUGUAUUCAUUGUUUUCCAAUAUUUUGUUUAUUUGAUGUUUUUUUUUUGUUUUAUUGGAAAAAGAUGAUUCAAUUUCAAAUAGCUUUAUUGCAGACAUUCAGUUUUGCGAAUAGAGUGUGUGUGAAAACAAAGUAAUCGAAAAUUUCAAACACGUGAAGAAUAAAUAUUGUAUCGAAGAGAGAGAGAGAGAGAGAGAGAGAGAGAGAGAGAGAGAGAGAGAGAGAGAGAGAGAGAGAAUCAGGAUUGUAUUCUCGAACAAUAGUCUUUGCAUUAAUGAAGACGCCACGUGUAGCAAAUUUACAUCUUCUAUUUUGGGGGCGUCGGUAUCCCGUGCGUCAUACAAUCAGGACCGAGUCAAUUCAGCGAACACAAAACGUACUUGCUAAACUCGGCCGAGUUAAGCGACGCGGAGGAAUCGGCUCGUUAAAUCCCGUUGCGUUAUCGCGCGCCAACUUAUCUCUUUCUCACUUCCUCGCUUGCUCUAUUAAAUUCGCACGCUUCCGCAUACUUUCUCGGAUCGGUUGCUUUGAUAGAAAAGUUUCUGAUUUGGUUUGAUUGAAACUUCGUUUGGCGAAUUUCUUUCUUAUGGAAUUGAAAUUCCACACACGCACACACACACAUAGUUGACGUAUUUAGCGCUCGCUUGUCAAAGGAAAAUCAUCGUAAUGAAGUUCUACGAUGUUUCUUUGAUAAGAUAUGAUAUAUUGCAUCGGUGUAUCCAUUCAAUCUUAUUCUUCAUGGAAUCUCGCUAGAAAGUCUGAAUUCUUGAAAAAAAGAAGAAACAAUUUCAGAUCGUUGAAUUCUCUAUCUUUUCAAUAUUGAUUUACAUUAAGAACAAGAAUUUUGAAAAAAAUUCUCAUAUUUACGUUAUAAAAAAGCAUAUUCUGUUAAAUCAGCACCCGAGUGGAAAGUUACACGCAGGACCCUCCGUGUCGAUCCCUCAGCGUUAGGAUUUGUUUUCUCGGAUCUUUUCCCGUUGAGAGUACGACAUUUUGUCGGCGGAUUGAAUUUAUUCAAAAAGUUCCGCCGUUCCAUUUUUCGUCAGGAAUUUUAUCGACGCUUCUCCCGCCGCCUUUCCUGUCCACCCGCUUUUCCCCGGUACAUGUGAGUUUAAUAACAUCGGGACGCGGCCGGUGGGCAGGUCGGCGGGAACGAAAAAGCGACGGUCGAAGAGCGCGAUAGCCGAUAUAUCAAUAUUUCGAACGCAUCGCGUCGCGCGAUCUGGCUCGACUUUCGUGAAUAUUUCGAUGCGCCACUGACAGCGGACUUUUCGUUAUUAGCGCUGCACUUCUGCAAGUCACGCCAUGCAAGAAUAUCGCAUUGUUUCAUUAUUAUCCUAUUAAAGUGUGAUCCUUUCAAAUUUUCCUGAAACUCACGUCGAAGAGAAUAUUAAACAGUCGACCUAUUUAAAACAAAUUUAAAUGUUCGAUAAACGCUUUCAACACUAUAGACGCAAAAUAAUUUCUAAAACAAAACAAAAAAAAAGAAGAAAAAGUCUUUCCAACCCUGUUUGAACAGUCUCUAUAAAGUUUAUAACAGCGUUAGAGUGUGGCAUAUAUUUAAUGUGUUUUUAAAUUUCCAAAGUGUGAAGAGCGCUAUUAAAACUGACACGCCGAUGAGACUACAAGAAUAUCGGUGGCGUGUAUGCGCUUUAUAAAUGAGUUAUUGAUGCUCGAGAUGCGGCGUCAGGAUGAAUAUUGUUCGGGAACGUUGCUUUUUUUUUCAUAGGCAUCUUUUUUAAAGCUGUUGAAUCCCUGUUGAUCCUUUUGACAUUGAGACGCUUAUCGAUUGUAUCGUGUAUUUAUACACGACGCAUCUUUCAUUAUGAGAAAAAAAGCGAUGCGACGAGAAAAAGGAUUUGACCUUCUGCGACCCAGUUUUUUGCAUCGUCCGAGCGAAGCCGAUUAUUGUCUCAAAGAUGAGCUUUAUCACAUCGAAAAGAGAAAGCAUGCGGCACAAGAUGAAAUUCAAACUCGUUUUUGCUUGUAUAUCUUCCGUCAAGUUUUGCCAUUUCCUGCAGUGUACAUAAAUAUUUCCCGACGUAUAAGGGAAGAAAUGCUCCCCCUCCGAGUCUAAAAAUGCGAAAAAUAAAUUAUUCAUACCGUUGAAUCUGAAAUUGGAUGCAUUAUCUACCGAGAAAAUGCAUUUGAGAACUCCGGUUCAAUUUUCUUUCGAGAAAACAAGUAUUUUAAAAGUUAAUUCUCUCUUUCUCCUUGUACAUAUAUAUAUGUAGAUACAUAAAUAUCUCUAUAACAAACGACUAUAUUUCCCGAUAUUUCGUUUCUUUCAUGACGGGAGUAUCGCGCGUGUUAAAAAGAUCCUAAUCAAUGGUUCGAGUGGAGUACGUAACAUAAAUGGCAAUAGGAUGUCCUGACAUAUCCCGUGUUUCUUUUGGGCCACUUUAGACGGAUAAUGUUCUUCACAACACAACGCGCAGCCGCGAUUCGCUACGAGCGAAGGAGCAUCGACAGCUCGACGGCUCGGAGCGGAAGGAAAACCACGACGAUGUUCUCCGCGCAAAAGCCGGUUAUCAAUACAUUGGACCAUACUCGUUGUCAAUGACACGCGUUUACUAAAAGACCGAGUUAUAUCGCGCGGGAGCUGAAUCGGCGGCAGCAACAACAGCGAACAGAGGGAUGUUGCUUCUGUCGCACGACACCUCGUAGCCGUAAGACACACACAAAAAUACGGAAAAGAAAGCGAAACAAAAAAAAAAUGACGGAAGAACAGAAGAGGAUUGAAUAAGCAAAUAUAACGUGGUAAAAAAAAAAAUCUACAUACAGAUAACGUUUAACAGAGGAACAGUGAGGAUAAUAAUAUAAUGAUGUUAUUAUUACUAUUAUUAUUACUAAUUACUAUUACUACUAUUGCUACCAUAAAUUAUACAAAUUACUAUUGAACUACUGUGCAUCACACCGAGUACAUACAUUACAUAUAUGGUAGUUUACAAUCGAUUAGGCAAAUGCGAAACCAGAGGAGUCGAGUCGACUAAUUAUGUAAACCGCUUUAUAAGUAGCCUUAUAAAUUGUAAUUAAACUGCGUAAAAAAGAAACGAGCGAGAGAGAUAAAAUAUAUAUCUAUGUGUUUACACCGGGUGACGCGAAAGAUGACAAUGACGUGUCUUUGUUGCAUCUUUGAGGUUUCGACAAAAGUAAUUAUCUAACUUUUACUAUCGGAUAGAAUAACAAAAACACUUUUUUCUACAUCUAAUUUCAAAUAAAUUUUUAUCAAAAACGUCUGUGAAAGAUAUGAAACGCAAUAAUUUACGCGAAAGUAUAACUUCAUUCUCUCGCGGCUGGUGAUACACGAUUAACAUUUCUUUUUUUUAUUCUAAACGUUAUGUGCAAAUUUAAUUAUUCCGUUUUGCUCGCUAGAAAUAACCAAGAAAGGAACUUUGUCCGGUUCCUACUGCAUUAAUUAAUUACAUACAUCCAAUACAUAUAUUGAAAUCACGAGCAGGGGUAGGUGAGAGAGACUUAAAAAAAUAAAAAUAAAAACAAUUCCUAAACAAUUUUAGAAAAAGAAUUCAUCUUAGCGAGUAAGAGCAGAGCGCGGUUAGAAGAUAAUCCGUUGUCUGUUCGCAGAAAGAAAAAAAAAACGUUUAUAGAUGAACAGCGCAAGCCUGACAACACGAACAUGCGAAAGACAUCGCAAAGACAUCUCCGAUAUAGAGACGGUCGCCAAACACACAUAUACACGUGUAUAAGUGUGCAUUCCGAAAUAUCCGAAUAAUUAAAAACCACUUCGCGAUCAAAAAUGAGUAAUGACUGAUGAUGAAUAAUCAUUGUUCGUCGCAAACGAAUACUAAAUAUUUUUAUUCGCACAUAAUUAAAAACGAAUAAUGAAUAUUCUUAUUCGUUGUUUGCGCGAAUCGUUCAAUUAUAUACCGUCGUCCUAAAACGCCGUCUCAGUCUUCUCGUCUUUCGUACGUCUUCCGGACUUUCUCGUUGCUCAGGAAACGAACUACCUAUCUCGCAACGUAGAGGCAGACGAUUUAUCUAACGUUAGCACGAAUUUAUAUAUAUAUAUAUAUAUAUAUAGGAUAACGUUAAAGCUAAUCUAUCUAUCGGACGUCGCGUCGGGCGAUCAAAACCGUCGAUUGUUAUUGUUGGAAAAAGAGAGAGAUGUGUGCGUCGAGGUAUAGUAGCCGUUGUGGCGGUUGCGGCCCGGAAUUAAUGAUUGACGGAGCGGGAGCGCCAGCUCGCAUCGACUUAGUAUAAUUAGCGCAGGAUCGAUAUAAUCGUCUCCUCUCCCGCGACGAUUAAUACCCCGAUCGCAAAAUCGCACGAGCCGCACGCGCGAUUAGGCGCUACCGCGGAGAUUGCAUCGACGGUUGGUGGCUGGAUUAUAUCGAGAGACUUCAGGUCACUUGAUCCAAUUCAUUCAGCUGCCGAUCGGGGGAUUUAUUCGUCGCCGAUACGUCUUGCUUAAGCCUCGUCGUAUACUUUUAUAAACUAAGAUGCAUCAACGCAUUUUCCCCUUUCCCCUUUCCCCUUUCCUUAUAAAUUGAUCACUAUCACUUGCGGUUUGACAAUUACUUGACUCAUUAAUCUCUUAACUCAUUGUUCUUGCGACUUCUACCCUUAAAGCUCGUAAUUGUAAUUUUAUUAAUUAAUGUAUAUUGUAAUUUUAUUGGAAUCAAACGAUACGUGGUAAUAUUUUGUUAAUUGUUGUUUGACCGAUUAUGAUAAGUUAAAUGGUAAACGUCUCUCUCGACAAAGAUAUUUUGAUAAAUGUCUCAGUGAAAAAACAUACAAAAUUACUCUUCAAAAGCAUUUCGUCAGAGAAAUAAAUCCUCUCUCUCGAAUCACAUUUCGCUCUGAAAAUUUGUAGAAGUUAACGUACACGUUUCUCACACUAAAUAAAAAUAAUAAAUAAAAAAAUAAAAAAAAAAACAAAUUAUACACAGACGCGCUGACAGGACGCACAGAAAUCUUUCGAAUGUUCACAUCGUAAAUGAUUCAUAGUUGAUUUCUUAGCACUUAAGGAUUUUACUAUAUAUAUAUAUAUAU